Aaosphaeria arxii CBS 175.79 is the source of this 1917-nucleotide messenger RNA. Its product is annotated as citrate synthase-like protein. Bases 267 to 1691 code for a protein of 474 amino acids. The transcript is spliced from 5 exons. The record is from RefSeq and is a predicted model, not a curated record. NCBI's taxonomy places the organism in Eukaryota, Fungi, Ascomycota, Dothideomycetes, Pleosporales. Gene Ontology annotation, molecular function: 2-methylcitrate synthase activity. Gene Ontology annotation, cellular component: mitochondrial matrix. Gene Ontology annotation, biological process: carbohydrate metabolic process; tricarboxylic acid cycle.
AACGGGUCCCACGUUCCAACUGCUGAUACCUUGAGGACGCUUGUCGCCGAGGAGAGCCGUUGUUGGCUAUUUCGGCUUCUUAGAUUUCUUUUCCGUCCAUUCUCCCUGCUCUUCUUCUUUCCUUCCCUUUUGUUUCCUUUCUAUAUUUCUAGAUCCAACCACCAUCACCUUUCCAAUUGGUGCUUGUUGUGAGAGCUGGUGCUCAUAUGAACCUUUCCUCUGUACGCCGCCACUACUAUAUACUCUACCCCUCACAAUCGGAAGCAAUGGCGUUGAACGCACGAACUGCUAGCCGGGCUCUACGAGCUGUCAAGCCCUCCGCAGUGCGCCCGCUUUCUUCAGUUCAAGCAUGCAGCUACUCUUCCUCCUCCGAGCCGAGUCUCAAGGACACCUUCAAGAAGGUUCUCCCCGCAAAGCGUGAGCUUUUGAAAAAGGUCAAGGCGCAUGCCGAUAAAGAAAUUGGUGUCGUCAAGGUGGAGAACACCCUGGGCGGAAUGAGAGGCUUGAAGGCCAUGGUCUGGGAAGGCUCAGUUCUCGAUGCCAACGAGGGUAUCCGUUUCCAUGGCAAGACUAUCAAGGACUGCCAGAAAGAGCUCCCUAAGGGCACUUCCGGCACUGAGAUGCUUCCAGAAGCCAUGUUCUGGCUUUUGUUGACUGGGGAGGUUCCCACUGUCGGACAGACCCGAGCUCUGUCUCGCGAGUUGGCCGAGAAGGCUAGCAUUCCUAAGUUCGUCGAAAAGAUGCUCGACGACUUCCCCAAGGACCUCCACCCCAUGACGCAGUUUGCAUGCGCCGUGUCCGCCCUCAACUACGAGUCCAAGUUUGCAAAGGCUUACGAGAAGGGAUUGAACAAGGCCGACUACUGGGAGCCGACAUUCGAUGACUCGAUCAGCUUGCUGGCUAAGUUGCCCACUAUUGCAGCCAAGAUUUACCAGAACGCCUACCGUGGCGGAGGUGCUCUCCCCAACGAAGUCGAUUUGAACCAGGACUGGGCAUACAACUUCGCUGCUAUGCUUGGAAAGUCUGGAAAGGAGAACGAGGGUUUCCAGGACCUUCUCCGUCUCUACCUAGCUCUGCACGGUGACCACGAGGGAGGUAAUGUCUCCGCCCAUGCCACUCACUUGGUCGGCAGCGCCUUGAGCGAUCCCUUCUUGAGUUACAGCGCUGGUCUUCAGGGUCUUGCUGGUCCUCUCCACGGAUUGGCUGCCCAGGAGGUGCUUCGCUUCAUUCUUGAUAUGCAGAAGUCGGUUGGUACCAAGUUCACAGAGUCCGAUGUCACCGACUUCCUCUGGGGCGUCCUCAAGUCUGGACGUGUCAUCCCAGGAUACGGCCACGCUGUGCUCAGGAAGCCUGAUCCUCGAUUCGAGGCCUUGAUGGACUUUGCCGAUGCCCGUCCAGACAUCGCCAGCAACCCUGUCUACCAACUCGUGAAGAAGAACUCAGAGGUCGCACCAGGCGUGUUGACCGAGCACGGAAAGACUAAGAACCCCUUCCCCAACGUUGACUCCUCCUCUGGCGUUCUCUUCCACCACUACGGAUUCCACGAGACGCUCUAUUACACUGCCACAUUCGGUGUCAGCCGUGGUCUUGGACCCCUCGCUCAGCUCAUCUGGGACAGGGCUUUGGGUCUUCCCAUUGAGCGCCCCAAGAGCAUCAACCUCGCUGGUCUUCUGAAGCAGGUUGGCGCAUGAACGAUAAUGAACUAGUAAUUCACGAGUGCAACGAAGAAUUGAAGAAUGCUGAGAGCGACCACACUGUCCGGAAAUACCACUUGUCGAGUGUUGGUUCAAUUCUUUUCCUUGUUUCCUAAAAGAUUUGACGAAUAAAAAUGUGAUAAAGAUCCCCAUAUUCUCCACAAUUAGUAUGGCAACUGCAUUUGUUCGUGUGGUGGAUUUCUCCAUCGGUGAUGUAAUAGUG